Messenger RNA from Aspergillus fumigatus Af293, 327 nucleotides. RefSeq lists its product as uncharacterized. Lineage: Eukaryota; Fungi; Ascomycota; Eurotiomycetes; Eurotiales; Aspergillaceae. Bases 1 to 327 code for a protein of 108 amino acids. The transcript has a single exon. The record is from RefSeq and is a predicted model, not a curated record.
AUGUCCCUGAUUUCUCCAAUCACGAGUACCGCAUCUCUGAUCCCUGGUAUCUUUCCAUCUCUUGCGGCCGAUGGGGCCUACUUUUUCUGGCGGUCACUCAGGGAUCUCACCGUCUUACAGACUGAAGAUGCUGACGAUAUAGACAUCGAGAAGCAGGAAAAAAAGGGGGUGAGUGAGAAGUUAAUUCACUUCACCCAACUGGAAACUCCGAUGGUCAACUACUGUCCACCAAAUGACCAAUUUCCCUGGUCCCGCAGGGCCGUUGCGACUGGGUCUGUGAUUGUGGUGGGAUCAUUUCCCAAUCGAUUCGACCCGUACCUGUGGUGA